This is a messenger RNA of Lolium perenne, 1267 nucleotides long. Its product is annotated as WRKY transcription factor WRKY62. Gene Ontology annotation, biological process: regulation of DNA-templated transcription. The record is from RefSeq and is a predicted model, not a curated record. NCBI's taxonomy places the organism in Eukaryota, Viridiplantae, Streptophyta, Magnoliopsida, Poales, Poaceae. Gene Ontology annotation, molecular function: sequence-specific DNA binding; DNA-binding transcription factor activity.
CCUACAACUUUACAAACUUCACGAUUCCUCGCAUUUCUCAACGUGCGUACACUAGCUAGGUCGUACCUGGGCGCGUCUAGCUAUCAUCUAGGGACGCCUGGUGCACUGUUCCUGAGAGGGAGAGGCCAUGGACAAUGGCGACGGCUCAUCUCUGGCUGACGGCGCCGGGCUUCUCCCGCUCUUCGCCCGCUCUGUGCAGGCCGAGGGUCUCGAGGAGAAGCUGAGGCGGGUGCAGGAUGAGAACCGGCGGCUCGCCGGCACGCUCGGCGCCUUGCUCGCCGAUCACCCCCACCUGCGUACUCUUGCCAAGUCGCCGGCGUCAGCCAUUGCCGCGACGACGCCGAGCAGCUCCGCGGCCAAUGCAGCGAGAGAGGAGGCCGUCGGCGUGAAGGUGGAGGUUCGGUCGAAGAUCAGGACCGUCUCCACGCGGGCUGAGCCGUCUGACUCCGACGCCAACCUCAUCGUGGAGGACGGGUACCAGUGGAGGAAGUACGGGCAGAAGGUGACGCGCGACAACCCGUACCCCAGAGGCUACUUUCGAUGCGCAUUUGCUCCAUCUUGCCCGGUCAAGAAGAAGGUGCAGAGAAAUGCCGAGGACACGUCAAUGUUGGUUGCGACCUACGAGGGAGAGCACAACCAUGCUCAAUCCUUGGCUGGAGAAUCCACACGCAAUGAGUCCGCUGGCAAGGCUGGGUCCCUACCAUGCUCGAUGUUCCUCAACUCGUCGGGCAAGACGAUCACGCUUGAUCCGGUAAAUCAAGGGCCGUGGUCGACCGUGCAGCCUGCCUCGAGGAAGGUUUUAACGCCAGAUUUUCAGAAGCUCCUAGUGGAUGAGAUGGUGAAUUCACUUAAGAAUGACGGGGAGUUCAUGCAUGCUCUAAUUAAUGCAGUGGCUAAGAAAAUGGUCGAGAAUAUUCCAAACUAUUUUAGUUAAUGCGCUGAAGUAUAUCGGUGCAUGGAAAUGGCCAUAUAUAACUCCUUUUAGGUUGAUUUCUGCCAUAAUCGUGCGGCCCCGAUCAAGCACUCCUAUGUGCGUCAACUCUUAUCCUUUGGCCACUAACCCCCCCCCCCCCCCCCAUCUCCCUUCUUCCCUUUUUCCCCUUUUCCUCCAUAGCCCCCUAUUGCUUAUCGUGCUAGAUUGUCUUGUAAGUCCAUUUAUUCCAAUGUGUGUGUAUGGUAAAUUUGGUACCUUCUUUUAAAUUGCAUAUUUGCAAAUGAUUUCUAUAUAUAAAUAUGUCCCAUGUACAAACAAUAAUAGGAAUAAACA